AUGCUCGCGACAGCAGAUAUGUCUGAUGGCUACACAAACGGUGCCCGUCUGAAGAUUUCGACUUCCUCAAAGCCAAAAUUCCAUUUCAUUGCUGGCCUGGCUUCCGGGCUCUCUUCUGCCAUUCUCCUCCAACCUGCAGACCUUCUGAAGACUAGAAUCCAACAGGCACACCAAACCUCUGCACUCCUUUUCACCAUUCGCAAAAUCCUUGCAUCACCGCAGCCUAUCCGAGGUCUCUGGCGAGGGACACUACCCUCAGCACUUCGAACGGGAUUUGGCUCCGCUCUAUACUUUUCUAGCUUAAAUGCAUUAAGGCAAUGUAUAGCAAACCAGGGCGCAUUAGUCCCUCUCCAUGGUGAUCGCGAUGACAAGCGCACGCGCACAUCCGCGCUUCCGAAACUCUCUCAUACAGCAAACCUCCUUACCGGAGCCAUGGCAAGAACUGCGGCAGGGUUCAUCAUGAUGCCUGUUACUGUCAUAAAAGUUCGCUAUGAAUCAGAUUAUUACGCCUACCGUAGCAUUUGGGGUGCUGGGCGGGAUAUUGUGCGUUCAGAAGGUUUCAGAGGCUUAUUUUCCGGUUUUGGCGCAACGGCGAUUCGUGAUGCGCCGUAUGCUGGUCUCUAUGUUGUAUUUUACGAGCAAUCGAAGAAGAAUCUUAAUGCAUUGAACUUCGGUGGAUUGACGACGGCACGGCCGCUCUCCGACGAGCCGGCUCGCGAGGAUAACUCGGAAAAGCAGCUUGUUACCUCGUCCAUAUCGGUUAAUUUUGUCUCCGGUGCGCUGGCUGCAGGCUUGGCGACCAGCAUCACGAACCCAUUCGAUGUGGUUAAGACACGGUUGCAGCUGAUGCCGAACAAGUAUCGCAAUAUGGCCCACGCGGUGCGGCUAGUGCUCCGUGAAGACGGAGUGCGGAGCCUUUUCGGGGGCUUGGGUUUGCGCAUGGGCCGCAAAGCAAUUAGCUCUGCGCUUGCAUGGACUGUAUAUGAAGAACUGAUCCUAAAAGCCGAAAAGAGGUGGCCAGAUCAGGAUAAUAUCGAGCAAUUAACGCCAUAA
Histoplasma mississippiense is the source of this 1053-nucleotide messenger RNA. RefSeq lists its product with no specific name. Bases 1 to 1053 code for a protein of 350 amino acids. Gene Ontology annotation, cellular component: mitochondrion; mitochondrial inner membrane. Gene Ontology annotation, biological process: glycine import into mitochondrion. Gene Ontology annotation, molecular function: glycine transmembrane transporter activity. NCBI's taxonomy places the organism in Eukaryota, Fungi, Ascomycota, Eurotiomycetes, Onygenales, Ajellomycetaceae. The record is from RefSeq and is a predicted model, not a curated record. The transcript is spliced from 2 exons.